AUGAAUAUUAAUAGUCGAGUCGUUCAAACUCGAAUCAAUGCACUUUUACAGUCAGGACAUUCCCUCUCACAAUCAACCGCCACCAUGCCUACUCUUGAGCUGAAGUACGCCACCAAAAAUGAGCUUGCUUUCCUUGACACUCAGGUGAAGAGAAAACUAAAGGUUUCCGGCGACAAGAUCGAGUACACCGCAACUGAGCUUGCCACGGAAGACAGUGAGGAGCGCGCCAAGCUAGCUGGCGUUUACAACCUGAACAAGCCUUUUUAUGAUGUCACUCUCAAUUACCGCCUCUGCCCUACCAAAGGUGGCGACGAGAUGAUCUGGGGCGGCACUUUCGCUCAGAUGCGCCGGAAGUACGAUCCCCGGCCCGUCAAGAUUUACAAUGCUCGGGGCAAGGAGUCGGAAUUUACCCUUGACAAGACUGGCUUCCAGUUCGAGCAUUUCCCGACGUCGUACAAGGAUUUUCCAUGGAGCCCCAUCGAUGAGAACCUUAACAAGAUUUAUAACGCUGAGUGUGAAGAGUUCAUGAGGAAGAUUACUGGUGCCAGUGAUGUCCGAGUCAUCUCCCACAUCAUCCGCCAGCGACAGUGGGAAAGUGUCGACCCGGACGAAGACAAAGACAAACCAGACAUGGCCAUGACCGAUGGCGGUCUUCUCUCUGCUCGUUUCGUCCACAUUGAUCAAUCUGAUCUUGGAGCCAAGCGUCGUCUGUACGACGACCUCCCUCCUGGGGAGGGCUCGAAGCACGACGGCAAGCAUCGCUGGGCCAUCGUCAACCUUUGGAGACCAAUGGACGAAGUUCACCGCGAGCCCCUCGCUUUGUGCGAUGCCAGGACAGUUCGCGACGACGAACUCCACGACACCAUGCAUUGCGUGCCUUUCAGGUGGCCACAUAAGCCGACUGAGAAUCGCAUGUGGCAGGUUGCGCCUCCCGAGACCCCCGAACAGCACAGGUGGUGGUUCCGGGGUGGCAUGACGAGAGAUGAUGUAAUUCUCAUCAAAAUCUUUGACUCGAAGAAGGAUGGCCGGGCCAGGCGAACUCCGCACAGCGCUUUCCCGACCCCUGAUGAUAUUGGUCCUGCCAGACGAAGCAUUGAGACGAGGUUCUUCCUUUUCUGGGAGGACCAGAGCUGCGAGUAG
Messenger RNA from Colletotrichum higginsianum IMI 349063, 1140 nucleotides. RefSeq names its product GA4 desaturase family protein. NCBI's taxonomy places the organism in Eukaryota, Fungi, Ascomycota, Sordariomycetes, Glomerellales, Glomerellaceae. The transcript has 2 exons. Gene Ontology annotation, molecular function: oxidoreductase activity. Bases 1 to 1140 code for a protein of 379 amino acids. The record is from RefSeq and is a predicted model, not a curated record.